Geodia barretti is the source of this 690-nucleotide messenger RNA. The record is from the annotation of a GenBank genome assembly. NCBI's taxonomy places the organism in Eukaryota, Metazoa, Porifera, Demospongiae, Tetractinellida, Geodiidae.
AUGCUGACGCUGAUGGUCCUGUGUUUCCUGGUCAUUGAUCUGGCCAUGUUGGUGGUCUACUCGGCCGUGCAGGGCUCACGAGGAGAACUCGGAGCUGAGAGAGUCGAUGACGAUGAGACCAGCAACAUCGAGGAAGGACACCAAGGUAUACCGAGAGAGUUCUAUGUGUAUGUGUGCAGCUCUCUGGCCAGAGACAUCUUUCUUGGCAUCUUCUAUGGCUACAAGGCUCUCCUCCAAGUGUGUGGUCUGUUCCUGGCGUUUGCCACCAGGAAGGUAAAGGUGAAGGGUCUGGAUGACUCCAAGUGGAUUGCAGCCACCAUAUACAUCACCAGCAUUGUCCUGGCCAUCACCAUCCUCUCGCUGUACACACUGGGUGGCCUGCAAAACAGAUUCUCUGGAGUCUUUACUGUCGGUCUCUUCAUUGGGACCACUUUCAUCAUGGCAUUUGUGUUUGUGUCAAAGAUGCACACCCUGUGGAGGGAUCCAGAUGGGAAGACAGUGUUCAGUAAGUCAAGUCCCACUGAAAACCAGCCAUCGACUUCUUAGCGGAACAAGGAACAAUUUUUUUAAACAGAUGACUAGUGUAUUAUUUUACCCAAUGAUACUGAUGAGUGGCAUUUAAAUUAGGUUCCUAAAAAGUUUGUGAUAAAGGCUUGCAAUAUCAGUAUUAUUCCAUCCAUUCACUGUGCA